Molecule: messenger RNA, 711 nt
Organism: Candida tropicalis MYA-3404
Lineage: Eukaryota; Fungi; Ascomycota; Pichiomycetes; Serinales; Debaryomycetaceae
Product: putative metalloprotease
Exons: 1
Coding region: 1-711 (236 amino acids)
Biological process (GO): mitochondrial protein processing; mitochondrial proton-transporting ATP synthase complex assembly
Cellular component (GO): extrinsic component of mitochondrial inner membrane
Molecular function (GO): metalloendopeptidase activity
Source: RefSeq, a predicted model, not a curated record
AUGGCAACACAACAAGAGUCAGAACCUAAAUUGGAAUUAUCUCCAAAAUCCAGCUUAAAUGGAUUUGAAUGGUGGAGAAGAACAGCUCAAUAUCAAACUGGGUUGGGAUUGACAGAUAAAGAUAAGGCUCAAUAUGAGUUUGAUUUCCAGAACAGAAACAUGGAGGAAAAAUGCCAGCAAUGUGAUGAAUACAAAAAUUGGAUGUUGACAUAUUCCCCAUCGGUCCUAUUUAUGAUGGAUGAAAUCAAAAAAGUUACCAAAAACAAGCAAGCUGUCGUAACAAAACAAAAUAUAACCUGUGAUGUGUGUGAUUUCACAAAGGGUGGGGGUUUUAGUCCAAAUGAAGGAAUUUUAUUAUGUGCCAACUGGAUCAGAAGUAAAUGGCAAUUGGAAGAUAUAUUAACUCAUGAAUUGGUACAUGUUUAUGAUUAUUUGAAGUUUGAUCUUGAUUUGAACAAUUUGAGACACCAUGCCUGUACUGAAAUCAGAGCUUCUAUGCUUAGUGGUGAAUGCAGAAUCUGGCAAGAGAUCAAGAAGACAGGGUUGGGAGAUUUUGGGAAAAAGUUCCAGAGUUGCAUUAAGAGAAGAGCUGUGUUGUCGGUUUCCAGUAAUCCUUUAUGUAAAUCCACAGAAGAAGCCGAAAAAGUCGUGGAUACAGUAUGGAACUCUUGUUUCAACGAUACGAGACCUUUCGAGAGAGUCUAUAAAUAA